Messenger RNA from Coccomyxa subellipsoidea C-169, 776 nucleotides. RefSeq lists its product as hypothetical. The record is from RefSeq and is a predicted model, not a curated record. The transcript is spliced from 2 exons. The annotation marks the transcript as partial. NCBI's taxonomy places the organism in Eukaryota, Viridiplantae, Chlorophyta, Trebouxiophyceae, Coccomyxaceae.
CGAAGUAUAGUGGCCAAGAUUCAUAGUAGUUCCCAGCUGAUAUCGCACACAUCCACCUCUUGAGUCAUUCCUUUAUACUGUCUCAGAAGCAUUAAAUCUCCCGUUGAAAAUAAAGCACACCUGUCUCUCAGAUACUCGUAGUGAUUGAACGACAUGAUAUUAAUUUAUGGUUUUACUCAACUCGCAUUCUCUCGCAAGGCUGGCAGCUUCGAGUUCUCACGGUGAUGGGUGACUCGAUGUCGAAACCACAUGAUAUGAACCAAUUAAUCGGUUAAGCAAUUCUACGUCUUGCAUUGACGACCAUAUCAGCCAGUCUCUGCUAGAGAGGAGUUUGUGGAUAGGGCCACCCCUCAUCUGGGCCUGAACUGGUUGAGAAGCUGGUUGAGAGCCGCGUAACAGAUAAAUGAUCCUUGCGCAGCACAAUUGUCGCUAGCGUCAAACAUAAACUCAGACAGUCGCAGAUAGCAUCUCAGAUCGUAUUUGUAAGAGCCACGUCCUGUGAGACCAAAGGCCAUGCAGCUGCCCCACACCUUCACCUCCAGCAUGCAGCGCAGCAGCAGCACAGUAGGCACCGGCAUAAAGGCAGCCAUUGUUGCGCUUGUCAUUAUCAACUUGGUGCAGCUCAAUCUGCUGUUCCUCGGGACAAACAGCAGCCUCAGCUGCUACUGGCGAUGCGGCAGCAAGCCCUCCCAGAGCUCUGGCAGCCUUCCAGCAAUUGCACCGCAGAGUCCCAACAAAAAAGACAAACCUGCACAAGGCUUGUGGGAUACACUGGG